AUGCCAAGUAACGCAUUCCUCGGCCGAUCCUUCAUAGUCACCGGGGGUGCCUCCGGGAUCGGCUUCGGGGUAGUGAAGAAGCUCCUCGGUCUGUCCGCCACAGUGCACGUCCUGGACCUUGCGGCAUCACUUCCCAAUGACCCUCAAGGCGCUUCAGACCGGCUAAAUUUCUACCCCAGAACUGACGUGAGCUCCCGAGAAGCCAUCAAAGCCACAUUCCAAUCGAUCCUUGAGAAAUCCCCCGACAUCCACGGUCUAGUCAACUGCGCCGGUAUAUCGCCCCGAGACACCUUCAUCCCGGAAUCUGACGAGGACUUCAACAACACCAUGGCCGUUAACCUCCACGGUGUCUGGAACACCGGUGCCGAGUAUCUACGCUACAUCUCUGCAAAAUACCCUCACGACAGACCAGACAAUGUGAACAUCGGCAGCAUGGUCAACAUCGGCUCCACGUCGUGGGCGAACGACUUUGCUCCGCGCGUGAGGGUUAACUGUGUGGCUCCCGGGAUUACGGAGACACCGAUGCUGCAGAAGCAGGUGGCUCUGGGGGAACGGAUGGAUGCAUACAAUGCUGCGAUUCCCAUGACUCGACUGGGAAGCUGUGAGGAGAUUGCCGAUUCGGUGGUGUUUUUGUUGGGGGAUGGCUCGAGCUAUAUUACGGGACAAGUUCUUCCGGUCAGUGGUGGGUUGGUUUAG
This is a messenger RNA of Aspergillus heteromorphus CBS 117.55, 696 nucleotides long. Its product is annotated as SDR family NAD(P)-dependent oxidoreductase. The coding region runs from base 1 to 696 and encodes 231 amino acids. Lineage: Eukaryota; Fungi; Ascomycota; Eurotiomycetes; Eurotiales; Aspergillaceae. The record is from RefSeq and is a predicted model, not a curated record. Gene Ontology annotation, molecular function: oxidoreductase activity, acting on the CH-OH group of donors, NAD or NADP as acceptor. The transcript has 2 exons.